This is a messenger RNA of Pelmatolapia mariae (spotted tilapia), 2508 nucleotides long. Its product is annotated as 6-phosphofructo-2-kinase/fructose-2,6-bisphosphatase 4-like. The record is from RefSeq and is a predicted model, not a curated record. Gene Ontology annotation, biological process: fructose metabolic process; fructose 2,6-bisphosphate metabolic process. The transcript is spliced from 14 exons. Gene Ontology annotation, molecular function: fructose-2,6-bisphosphate 2-phosphatase activity; 6-phosphofructo-2-kinase activity; ATP binding. The coding region runs from base 72 to 1589 and encodes 505 amino acids. Lineage: Eukaryota; Metazoa; Chordata; Actinopteri; Cichliformes; Cichlidae. Gene Ontology annotation, cellular component: cytosol.
GGUCACGUGACAAGUGGCACAGAGAAAGAAAAGAGCGCUCGUGCCGUCUCCAUCCCGCCACACCAACGCGGAUGAAGCACCGGUCACCUUCAGAGCAGCAUCACGGGAAGAAGCCCCGUGUUCCUGCUGCCGCCGCGGCUACCUCCACCUCACCGCAAGACGGAAUGGAGGACAAAGCAGCGACAAAUCCGCGGGAGCUCACGCAAAACCCCCUGAAGAAGAUUUGGAUGCCGUAUAAAAACGGCCUUCCUGAAAAACACAUUUCUCAAAGGAAGGUAUGCAUGACCAACUGUCCCACACUCAUUGUUACCGUGGGCCUACCUGCCAGAGGGAAGACCUACAUCUCCAAGAAACUGACCCGCUAUCUCAACUGGAUCGGAGUGCCCACCAGAGAGUUUAAUGUUGGACAGUACAGAAGAGAGUUUGUAAAGAUCUACAAGUCCUUUGAGUUCUUCCGUCCGGACAACGAGGAGGGGUUAAAGAUCAGAAGACAGUGUGCUUCAGCGGCAUUGAACGAUGUGCGGGAGUACCUCACAGAAGACGGAGGCCAGGUUGCGGUGUUCGAUGCAACAAACACUACCCGAGAAAGAAGGGAGACCAUCCUGGAGUUUGCGGAGCAGAAUGGCUUUAAGGUGUUCUUUGUGGAGUCUGUGUGUGAAGACCCAGAUGUCAUACAGGAGAACAUAGUGCAAGUGAAACUGGGUAGCCCGGACUACACCAACUGCAACACAGAAGAAGCAGUGGAAGAUUUCAUGAAGCGGAUUAAGUGCUAUGAAAACUCGUACGAGACGCUGGAUGAGGUUCUGGACAGAGAUCUGUCCUACAUUAAAAUCAUGGAUGUUGGUCAGCGGUACUUGGUCAACAGAGUGUUGGACCACAUCCAGAGCCGGAUUGUCUACUACCUCAUGAACAUCCACAUCACACCCCGCUCCAUCUACCUGUGCCGCCACGGGGAGAGCGAGCUAAACGUCAAGGGUCGUAUUGGAGGAGACUCGGGUCUGACGAUUAGAGGGAAGGAGUUUGCUAAGAAGCUGAGCCACUUCAUCCAGGAGCAAAACAUUAGCGACCUCAAGGUAUGGACUAGUCAGAUGAAGAGAACCAUCCAGACAGCCGAAGCCCUCAAUGUGCCCUAUGAACAGUGGAAGGUCCUGAAUGAGAUUGAUGCUGGUGUGUGCGAGGAGUUGAUGUAUGAAGAGAUCCAAAAAAACUACCCUCUGGAGUUUGCACUAAGAGACCAGGACAAAUAUCGCUAUCGCUAUCCAAAAGGAGAGUCCUAUGAGGACCUGGUGCAGCGGUUGGAGCCCGUCAUCAUGGAGCUGGAGCGGCAGGAGAACGUGCUGGUCAUCUGUCAUCAAGCUGUCAUGCGCUGCCUGUUGGCAUACUUUCUGGACAAAACAGCAGAGGAGCUUCCAUAUCUGAAGUGCCCACUGCACACGGUGCUGAAGCUGACACCGGUGGCCUACGGCUGUAAAGUGGAGUCCAUAAGCCUAAACGUGGACGCAGUGAACACGCACAGAGAGAGACCAGCGAACGUGAACGUCCACCGUACGGCUGAAGACGCCCUGCAGACCGUCCCUUCUCAUCUCUGAUACCUCUGCUGGCUGGAACCCGGUGAUGCUGAAAGCUGGACCUUUCCCCUUCCUCCUUUUUCUUCCUUUUUUUUUUUUUCACCUUUCCAAAUGUGCACAACCUCCUCACACUGGUGACCAUCUGGUUAAUGUGUCUCCUCCUUCCUCCUCCACCAGCACCAUACACACACACACACACACAUUUCUCUGUUACCCCUUGUUUAAGCAUAUUUUUUUGAGGAACCCGCGAGUGUCGUGGGGCCCUCGGCAUCGCUGGUCCAAAUUAUUUAUGAAUCAAAGUAUUGUCUUGCACAGCAGGGAGUUAAACGCUUGGCUCACACAGCAGAUUCCUGUCUGCCUGUUACUGUACUCAGUGUGGUUUCAUUGUGUUGAUUUUGCGCAGCAGUAGCACUAACACUGAAAGUUACUGUGAUGUGUCUUGAAGUAUUAACCCUGUGAUUUUUUUUUCCCCGCUCCAUGUUUUUGAUAUGCAACUGUAGCGUGCAAUCAUCAUCGGAUGUGAAGCUGUCUUCAGUGAUAAUGUGCAAUUUGUAGGCCGCAAACCUACUCGGACAACAGCUUACUAUUUUUAAAGUGCUGAUUCAGUAAUAGAUUAAAGGACUGGGUUGUUAAUUUUUAAUGGUAAACAAGUAGCCAUUUCAUUUUGUAGGGCUGGCUGGUGUAAUAGCUUUCCUUAGCUAUGUGGUGUACAGUGUCAGCUGAAACUGGUGUUUUAUGUAAAUGAUGAUUCCACACACGGGCCUUCAGUGAAAUACACUCACAUGCUUUCGUCACUUGUUUCUGUGGAGAACACAUCAGAGCAUUAAACAUGCAAAACAGAAAAAAAGAACACGAUAUUAGCUUGAAGUUGGUGUUGUGGGUCAAGAUUUUAAAAAUUGUACAUCCCAACUACACGAUAAUAAAGAUGUUAUUUUUUUAA